AUGCUACGGCCAACUUUCAACAUUCCCUGCAGCACCGAUUCGAUUCAUUACUUCCACAACGAAUUCAAUUAUAUUGUUGGUGCAUUUUCAAUUUUCUUCAAUUCAUUGGUCAUCUACUUUAGUCUAAAACAAACCAUGGAGUUGAAGAUGUACGCCAAGUUGAUUGGACUCGACUCGUUCUUCAAUAUUUGUUUCACACUGACAAGAAGUAUUGUGGGACAGGUGAGGAGCGUUUUUUUACAAUACAGGAAUUGAAAGUGAUCAUAGUAAGUGAAGGUGACAUUCUUGUCGAACGAAAGAUUUUGACGAAGCUUGAGAUAAAUGAAGAUUGACAUGAAUUUUAAGACAUUUGAAAAAAUGAAGUUUGCGCUUUGCAGAAACGACCGAGAUUUUUCGGCCGAAAGUUACAAAAAGUUGACGCUUCUUUCGACAGGGGAAGUACUCCAAGUGCGACGCUCAGAUUUUGAUGAAACUUGGCACAAAUUAAGAAUAAUUUUUUCUCAGAUAUAUGCGAGAAUCAUAGCUCGCGCUUUGCAGAAACAAUCGAGAUUUUUAGAUCGAAAAUCGGCGAAAAUUUAGGACUUUUUGCCGAAUUUUGCCACCAAAAGUAUCAUGCCUAUUUCUACUGUAAAAUAUAAUGUUUCUACAAAAAAUCAAAUUUUUCCGCACGAAACUGCCAAAAUUAUGGCCAAAAAGCGCUUUUCUCUCUGACCGCUCUCCACGUUUAACGUACUCUCUCGGCGGCAAAAAUCGUUCGAUAUCUUGGCGGCGCCCGCAAAGCACGAGCUAAAACUUUUAGGAAUUGAUGUGUAAUCCAUACCCGACGUGUGUGCAAAAUUUAAAGAAAAUCUUGGAGUACUUCCCCUGUGAGUGCAAAUAGGGUCUUACAAAAAACGUGAAGGAAAGCGGAAGGCUAUAACUUCCGGCGGAGGCGGCGCAGAGACUUCGUAUUUGAAAUAUGUAUUUUUAAAAGACAUAAGUUUUUGUCUACGAAAUAACAAGCUUUUAAAGUGCAAACUGAGGUCGCUACGACCCUCUGAAGUAGAGGCAUCUCUGCCCCGAAAACCAGGGGUUUCUCGGUUGAAAAUGAUCGAGAAAUGUCGGACUUUUUCGGUUGAAAAUCACCAGGAAAUGUCGGAUUUUUUGUAAGACCCUGUAUAUCUGUUUGACGGGAAAAUAGUGAGCGCUGUGUCGCAUCGAAAAUGGAGUCGUUGAAGUGAAAAUCAAUUUUAUCGCAAUGCAAUUCAUUUCCCCGGCGGCGAUGCGAUUUUUGAUUUGAUAGAGUGCUCAUUAUUUUCCCGACAGACUGAUAAUACUUCGUAUAAGAGGGGUGUAAAUUCAAAUUUCUUUUAGGCCACGCGUUUCAGCCAUACCGACUUUUGUCUCUGGCAACUUGCAGAGCUCAAGACAGGAUAAGAGGUGUCCUGAACGGCACAAUAAAAAGAACUAUUCGCAUCUCGCGUAGUUUUGGCUUUAUUUGUGCCUUGUAGAGUUCAGAAGAAAGAAAUUGCCAUGGCCGAACAAAAUUUGAAUUUACCCAGAACCCCUCUUAUAUGGUGAAGUUCAAGUAGAGACAGACGAAAAAGAAAGAUACGCAAAUACAAUACAGUUUUUUUCGACUUUCAAUCAUCCAAAAUACAAACACCAUUACAAAAUUCAAGUACCCCAAUCGCCUUUUAACUUGCAUUUUCUCAUCUUUCAGCGACCAAUCACCACGCCCGAUUACUUUUAUUUCUUCACCGUGGGCAACGCUUUCAUGUACAGCUCAAAUGAAAUGCAGUUGUUCGGAGUGGUCCUCACCUACACUGUUGUUUAUUUUCACGGCGGAAUCCCGUGCAUUCAGUUCUUUUACCGCUACAGAGCACUCCGCGACGGAGACGUCGCAGUGCGAUACAUUGGUGGGGCGUUCGCGAGUUUGUUGACCUUUGCGCUCACCAAUGGCCUAACAUGGAUUUGGGUGGUGGAGCCGGAGCCUGAAGGGUUUUAUGAAGCCAUUUUUGGCGGAGUGGAAGGCUGCAAUAUGAGUCGUUUGCCGACUAUUACGAUUGUUUAUAAGGUAAGCAUAGGAAGGUGAAACGAACUGCGAACUGUACAACGAAUGAAAGCGGGAGAAAAAAAUGUUUGUUAUAAAGAGACUUUGUUGUAUGGAGAUUCGCUUUGGCCUCAACUUGGCUUUUGAGACAUUAUAAAUUGUUUGUUUUGGAGAGUUUUUGUUAUAUUAGAGUUUGUUGUACUUGCUAUACUAGUCCGUUCGUAAAGUCGCUGGAAUGUUUUCGGCGACAUGAACUCCGCGAAAGCGAAAGUUCACUUUGCACUGUGCAUUUUUUGGCUUUUUGCACAGUGCAAUAGGCUUUUUUGGGCUGUCGCCCGCACCCUGAGUUUUCUUGCACAGUGCACGUCGCCGAAAUCAUUCCAGCGACUUUACAAACGGACUAGUAUUAGAAUUUGUUGUACAUAGCAAAGUGCAAGAUAAGAACCGCGCAUUUUUCCGACUACAAGUCGUUUCAGAAAAUGCGUAGAUUUUUUGGCGUUUACACUUUCAGUUCAAUUUAUUUUCACUAAUCACAUGCAAAAAAUUAUGAAAUGGUUUCCAUUGUCCGGUCAGGGCGAGAUCGCUCCAUCGGAGGGAAUGAUUUUUGCCAGCAUCGUCGAUCCGUUUCAUCCUGCAGCGCCUAAACGUUCGUGUAAACAGUGACGGACCUGGCCCAGCGGCAAAAAAUUUACCAUUUUGCAUCCGGGAAGUAUCAAAAUGCGGCGAAAUGCUUGCGCGCUUUUGGAAUCGGAGUUUUUUUACUUGGAGAAGCAUUUUACCACAUUUUUGAUACUCCCUGGAUGCAAAAUGGUACGUUUUUUGCCACUUGAUCAGCUCCCCCACUGUAUUAGGAUAUCGAAGUCAUGCUGAUCAUUUCCGUUCUCAAUAAAAAUGAAACUGCACUUUGUCCAGCAUUUUUUCGCUAAUUUUUCUUCCUUCGAGCUUAUUUUUCCACCUCAAAAUCUCGUAUUUCAGAACACAGCCUUCAACAAAGUGCACAACUUUUUCGGAAACGCCGGCUUGUGCAUGAUUUUUGCCCUUCUCCUCUGCUUUGUAUUUAUGUCCUGGAAAACGUACCGCGAGAACGUUGCAAAGAUGACCUCGAAGACGAGGCGUUUCAACAAAAGCGUCAACCUUCUAUUUUUGCUACAGGUACAGUGUGAAGUACAUUUUUUUCCGGUACAAUUUUUAUAGUUCUUUUCAAUUUUUUGGACUCAAAAUUUCGAAAAGUUAUAAUUUCCCAACUUCAGGCCGUGCCUCCAUUUGUCUUCAUGCUGGUGCCAAAUCUUCUGUUCGCAAUAAACAUUUUGCCGGCCAGUCUGAUGAGUUACACCACAAUCGCACUCGGCGUGGGCCCCGCGAUCUCUCCGCUCUUCGACGCCUUAACCGUGCUCCUUGUGUUGCCCUCGUUUCGACGUCGAUUGUGGCGAACGUUUUGCGGAAAACAAGAGAAUUCGUUGGAGGUCACGGCUACAGUCGCUAGAUCUGUUACGAAAUGA
Messenger RNA from Bursaphelenchus xylophilus (pine wood nematode), 3531 nucleotides. Lineage: Eukaryota; Metazoa; Nematoda; Chromadorea; Rhabditida; Aphelenchoididae. The record is from the annotation of a GenBank genome assembly.